GCCGCCGGGCAGGCGGUAACGGGGCCUGAUGGCCGGAGCAGGGCUGCUGCCCUCCCUGCCCACGCUGACUGUGCUCGUUCCCCUCCUGUCCCUGGCAGGCCUGUUCUACUCGGCCAGCGUAGACGAAAACUUCCCCCAGGGCUGCACCAGCACAACCAGCCUGUGUUUCUACAGCCUCCUUCUUCCCGUUACAGUACCAGUUUAUGUGUUCUUUCACCUGUGGACCUGGAUGGGGAUUAAGCUUUUUAGGCACAACUAGUGCGGUGCCUUUGCUAACCCCUGGGCUUAUCUAAAUCAAUGUAAUUUGUUUAAUCUCAUCAAGUAUUGCACUUCAUUUGAGAGAGUCUCCUUCUGGCACUAGUGGCUGGCAUCAUUUUUCUGGUAGGAUCUGGAACUGUAUGAAGCAGCAGCCCAUUGCUAGCUACUGAUAAUGCAGAUGAAGAGUAGGAGUAAUAAGAAGCACUAAUUCCGUCUGUUUUAUCCUGUCAAGACUGCUGUGCAUUUGUAGUGGCACUAAUUAGAACCUUAGUUUUCAUGAGGAAGUACCCUGACUGAAUAAACUGAAUUAAAAUCAAAACAUG
Messenger RNA from Motacilla alba alba, 581 nucleotides. RefSeq names its product phosphatidylinositol glycan anchor biosynthesis class Y (gene PIGY). NCBI's taxonomy places the organism in Eukaryota, Metazoa, Chordata, Aves, Passeriformes, Motacillidae. The record is from RefSeq and is a predicted model, not a curated record. The coding region runs from base 29 to 259 and encodes 76 amino acids. The transcript has a single exon.